GAUCUUGCCAUUGAGUCUCGGGACUUUGUCGCGAUCGGUCGUCUAUCGGAAUUCUUCGGGAGUUUUUUCCGUGCCCUAUGCCCAAUUAGUUUAUGGCGGUUAUAAAGUGUGAGCUCGAAUGAUCAUGGAGCUGAAUAAUGUUACCGUCGAGGACGGCGUUGAUGCGUCCAAGUCCCACACUCAAGUUCCCAACACGCCUCCUAGUAAUGAGAAACCCAAGCCGCAACUGCUUUACGCCAUCAACGACAAUCCCCCAUGGUACCUGAGCAUCUUCCUCGCAUUCCAGCACUACCUGACCAUGAUUGGGGCCAUCGUUUCCAUACCCUUCAUUCUGACGCCGGCGUUGUGCAUGUCGGAUGAGGAUGCCAACCGGGGCAUCAUCAUUUCCACCAUGAUCUUCGUCACGGGCAUUGUCACCUACUUCCAGGCCACGUGGGGCGUCCGAUUGCCCAUUGUGCAGGGGGGCACCAUUUCGUUCUUGGUCCCCACCCUGGCCAUUUUGGCCCUGCCGCAGUGGAAGUGUCCGGAGCAGUCGGAGAUAGAUGCCAUGGACGAGGUGGAGCAGCAGGAACUAUGGCAGGUGCGAAUGCGGGAGCUAUCCGGCGCCAUUGCCGUGUCCGCGAUGGUUCAGGUUAUCCUGGGCUACACGGGUCUGGUGGGAAAGAUCCUCAAGUACGUGACUCCGUUGACAAUUGUGCCCACUGUGUCGCUCGUGGGUCUUACGCUUUUCGAGCACGCGGCUGAUACGGCUUCGAAGCACUGGGGAAUUGCCGUUGGAACCACUGGCAUGCUGACGCUCUUCUCACAAAUAAUGUCGAAUGUUCCCGUGCCAAUAUUGGCAUACCGCAAGGGUCACGGAAUGGAGGUGCGGCAGUUCCAGCUGUUCCGUCUCUUUCCCGUCCUGCUGACCAUCAUGAUAAUGUGGGGCCUGUGCGGCAUUCUGACGGCCACCGAUGUCUUCCCUCCAGGACACCCUUCUCGCACGGAUGUCCGCCUGAAUGUGCUGACCAGUGCCAAGUGGUUCUAUGUGCCCUAUCCGGGACAGUUUGGCUGGCCCUCGGUAACGCUCUCCGGCGUGCUGGGCAUGUUGGCCGGAGUACUGGCCUGCACGGUGGAGUCGCUCAGCUAUUAUCCCACAGUGUCCCAGAUGUCCGGCGCCCAUUCACCGCCACUUCAUGCAAUCAAUCGUGGUAUCGGAACCGAGGGAUUGGGCACCGUGCUCGCCGGACUCUGGGGAGCUGGAAAUGGAACGAAUACCUUUGGGGAGAACGUGGGCGCCAUCGGGGUCACCAAGAUUGGAUCACGUCGUGUCAUCCAGUGGGCUGCUUUAAUAAUGGUGCUUCAGGGGGUGAUAGGCAAAUUUGGAGCCAUCUUCAUCCUCAUUCCCGACUCGGUGGUUGGCGGGAUCUUCUGCGUGAUGUUCGGCAUGAUUAUAGCCUUUGGGCUCUCGACGCUCCAGUAUGUAGAUCUUCGAUCUGCAAGGAAUCUCUAUAUCCUGGGACUUUCCAUAUUUUUCCCGAUGGUCUUGUGCCGCUGGAUGCAGAAGCAUCCCGGGGCUAUUGACACCGGAAACAAGACAGUGGACUCUACGUUAUCGGUGCUGCUGGGCACUACGAUUUUGGUGGGCGGAGUUCUGGGUUGCUUCCUGGACAAUGUAAUACCAGGCACUCCGGCGGAGCGGGGCCUGAUCGAAUGGGCUAAUGAGAUGCCCCUGGGCGAUGAUAAUGUCAAUGACGGUACGGCCACGGAUUACGAUUUCCCAUUCGGCAUGGAUGCGAUUCGCCGCUGGAAGUGGACCUACUACAUCCCAUUUAUGCCCACCUACAAGCUGCAGAAGCAAAGCUAAUUAAUCGCAUUAUUAAAAUCACAGCCGUGUGAUCCAUGUAAAUAACAACCAUUCAAUUUGGUGA
Drosophila subpulchrella is the source of this 1910-nucleotide messenger RNA. RefSeq names its product solute carrier family 23 member 1. The transcript is spliced from 4 exons. Gene Ontology annotation, molecular function: transmembrane transporter activity. Gene Ontology annotation, biological process: transmembrane transport. Lineage: Eukaryota; Metazoa; Arthropoda; Insecta; Diptera; Drosophilidae. The record is from RefSeq and is a predicted model, not a curated record. Gene Ontology annotation, cellular component: membrane. The coding region runs from base 119 to 1846 and encodes 575 amino acids.